AGCAGCAAUAGAUGAACAUGCUCCGCACUCAGCAUCAGUAGCACAGCUAUAUAACCUGAGCAUCACACCGCCAGUCAGAAUACACUCCGCUGGACUGCCGCACACCAAGGAGGGCAUGCCACGCUCUUUACAAGAUCUACAGUAAAGCAAAGAGGGUUUUAUCAUGACAAAAUCGUACUCAGAAGAAGGCAUGAUGCCAGAAUCCCAGGAGGAUUCAAAUUGGAACGAUGAGUGUCUUGGCUCACAUGAUGAACGUGACAUGGACAAGAAAAACGAGGAACGUACAGCGAUAAGGAGGAAUUGUGACGAUGACCGCGAGGAUGCGAUUAAUAGACUUGAUGAUGAUGAUGAGGAGGAGGAGGAAGAUGAGGAGAAGGAAGAGGAGGAAGAGGGCGGCGAUGACCAGAAACCGAAGAGGCGUGGGCCCAAGAAGAAGAAAAUGACAAAAGCUCGACUGCAGAGGUUUAAAACGAGGCGCGUGAAGGCUAAUGCGCGGGAGAGGAACCGCAUGCACGGACUCAAUGAUGCUCUAGAAUGUUUGCGUAAAGUUGUUCCGUGUUAUUCUAAAACCCAAAAACUUUCAAAAAUCGAAACACUGAGGCUUGCAAAAAAUUACAUAUGGGCUCUUUCCGAGAUCCUGCGGUCAGGUAAAAGUCCGGACUUGAUGUCAUUUGUGCAGGCUCUCUGCAAGGGAUUGUCCCAGCCGACCACUAAUUUGGUAGCGGGGUGUCUCCAGCUUAAUCCCAGAACAUUCCUUCCGGAACAGGGCCAGGAAUUACCCUCCCACAUGCAAACAGUAAGUGCUUCUUUUACUGCGCAUCCCUAUUCUUACCAAACCCCCGGUCUUCCUAGUCCUCCUUACGGUACAAUGGACAGCUCCCAUAUCUUUCACGUAAAGUCACACUCGUACUCAAGUGCACUCGAGCCCUUCUUUGAAACACCGCUCACGGACUGCACGAGCCCCUCGUUUGACGGACCCCUGAGCCCACCUUUGAGCGUGAACGGGAAUUUUUCCUUCAAGCACGAAGCUUCUUCAGAUUUCGAACAGAACUACGCGUUUCCCAUGCACUGUCCGGGUUCCGGUCUUUCAAGUGCUCAGGGACACGCUCCUCUUUACGGAAACCCCGCGCAGCGCUGCGAGGUCCCGAUGGAAACCAUUAUAUCAUACAACCAUCAUUCUCACCACGAGAUACUCAUGAACGCACAACUGAACGCUAUAUUCCAGGAGUAGUGGGUUAUUGUUGCCAGGAAACCUUAGCGGAGACUGUCUGGAUCAGUAUCAAAGCACUGGGGUAUUAGCGAUGCAACAGUACUAAGGUUACACGCUUAAACUAAUGUAUGUAUCGUUUCUAGAACCGGGAAUGCAUGUUGCCAUUCACCUUUGUUAUAUUUGGCGCUUCUGAACAGGUUAGAAUGGGAAACUAAUGUGUCCAUUUUCAGAAUGCAGAAAUGAUGUGGGUCAUGUAGCAAAAUCACAAGCAAUAAAAUUAGGAAACUAUGCAAUUUUAAAAUAAAUAACAGGCCAAUUAUAUAAAGAUGUAUAUUUUUCAACCAGCAUUUUACUACUGAUCAAUCCUAAACUGAAUUAUUUUGUUGUCAUUUUGUACAGAAUUGUUAUUUAAAUUUUAUAACAUUGAUUUCUUGGUAACACACAACUGUAAAUUGCAUUAAAGAAACAAUUUAAAUAUACUGAUUCCUAUAAUGGAAUAAUGCCUGGGUACUUCUUUAACUGAUGCAAGUUUGCACAUUUUUCAUAACAUUAGUCCCAAAAAAUCUGAUCAAAAUGUUAAAAUGUCCUGGAGAUGAAUGAUAGGUUUUUGUAAUUGCAUAGGCCUUUACAGUGUAUAAUGUAUGAUGGGUGUUUGUAAUUGUAUAGGCCUUUACAGUGUAUAAAAUCUUUUACUGUUCCCAGAAAUAUGCAUCCAGUAUGUUUUUGUAACUUGUCUUUUUGUUUGUGGCAGACUUCCUUUUAAUACAAUGUGGCUAUGAAUGAAGAACCAGUCAGUCUAAUUUAUAAGUAAUAAAAAUAAACAUAUAAAAACAUCA
Molecule: messenger RNA, 2046 nt
Organism: Anguilla rostrata (American eel)
Lineage: Eukaryota; Metazoa; Chordata; Actinopteri; Anguilliformes; Anguillidae
Product: neurogenic differentiation factor 1-like
Exons: 2
Coding region: 164-1231 (355 amino acids)
Biological process (GO): axon development; positive regulation of transcription by RNA polymerase II; sensory organ development
Cellular component (GO): nucleus
Molecular function (GO): DNA-binding transcription factor activity, RNA polymerase II-specific; protein dimerization activity; E-box binding
Source: RefSeq, a predicted model, not a curated record